Messenger RNA from Anopheles arabiensis, 1941 nucleotides. RefSeq names its product esterase E4-like. The record is from RefSeq and is a predicted model, not a curated record. The coding region runs from base 101 to 1843 and encodes 580 amino acids. The transcript has 4 exons. Lineage: Eukaryota; Metazoa; Arthropoda; Insecta; Diptera; Culicidae.
AAUGCAGUUUUAUUGCCUUCCUUCAACGAGGUAGGUCGUGUUUGUUGCAAACACUCAGCUUCUAGCACUGAUGUGAUCUUAGUGGUGAUGCCAGUUUAGAAUGAGGUAUAGUGUUGUAAUGAAGCUGCUAGUGAUAUUCGGUGCCGUUUUGGUCACGGUUGGUGGACAGUUAAAGCAUCCGCGCGUUUGUACGGACGAUGGUUGUCUGCUGGGAACAUCGAUGACGGAUACGAAGAACCUAAGGUUCGAUGCAUUCGUAGGCAUUCCCUUUGCAAAGCCACCGGUUGGAAAGCUUCGCUUUAAGAAACCCAUCCCAAUCGAACCUUGGACCGAAGAUUACAAUGCAACCGAAAGCAAACCUGCCUGCCUGCAGAAAUCAUUCCUGCUGCCCGGACAACCGAUCGUUGGCGAUGAAAAUUGUCUCUACUUGAAUGUGUACCGUCCCAAAGGCAACGGCAGUGCAGCCCCCCUGCCCGUAAUGGUGUUCAUACACGGUGGCGGGUACUUCUUUGGAUCAGCUGAUCCACAGCUGUACGGGCCGGAGCGAAUCCUGGCGACGAAACAAGUGAUCCUCGUCACACUCCAGUAUCGUCUCGGUGUGUUGGGCUUCCUUUCGACGGGCGAUGCACACGCUACCGGUAACUACGGUAUGCUCGAUCAAGUGUUAGCACUCCGAUGGGUCAAUCGACACAUCAGCGCCUUCGGUGGUGAUCCUCACGCGGUGACACUGUUCGGUGAAAGUGCGGGCGGUGCUUCCGUGCAGCUGCACAUGAUGUCUCCGCUCAGUGUGGGCUUGUUCCAGCGUGCGAUCAUCAUGAGCGGCAGUGCGCUGGCCGUGUGGAGUCUACCGAUACAGGAUCCACUGGCGUUGGCACGCAAGCAAGCAAAGCUGGUUGGUGUGUCCGAGGCGGAUGAGUUAACGACUGCCGAGCUGGUAGAUGUGCUGCAGUAUCUCGAUGCAAAGGUACUUACUGCCAGCAUGCCACACCUAAGAACGUGGUUCGAGCAUCCGAUCGUUAUGUAUCGGCCCACGGUACAGGGUGCCUCCGUACCGAGCGAGGAACGCUUCCUGCCGGACGAUCCUAGGAAGCUGUGGGCAGAAGGGCGUUAUGUGAACAUUCCGAUCAUGAUCGGUACAGUACCGAACGAAGGUGCCGUUGUGUCGCUUGCAAUAGUACACAACGAAACGAUUCUGGAGCAGUUCAAUGAGAACCUGAAGGAGCUGUUAGUGCCUGUUUUAGCCAUAAAUGCGACAGAUUCGGUUUUAGAGCAACUGAAAGGACGCUACUUUCCGAAGGCUGCCAAUAAUCAAUGGAUUCAGGAAGACAAUGCUGAUCAAUUCACAAAGAUGAUGUCUGAUGCAUUAAUUAAGUAUCCAACCAUAAAAACACUCCUGCAGUAUGCCAACUCCAAUCAAACAUCCUGCCGAGACACGACGCUCUAUUCGUUUGAGUUUGAGGGCCGUCACUCGUUCUCCUCACUCUACAUACAGUCGAACGCAAGCCAUGGCGUAUGCCAUCAGGAUGAGUUGCUCUACCUUUUCCGCAUAAUCGAUCUCUUCCCAGACUUCCCGCCCGACUCGCCCGAAACGGAAAUGUGCAACGCGUGGACCGAGUUUCUUGUCAACUUUGCAAGCAAUGGAACACGACCCGAUUCUUCAAGAUCGUGUGAAGCAAACAACAUUCAGACGGUCACUUUUGGUAAUGCAAAAUCAUCCCCUGAAGGUACGUCCGCUACGUCGGCCGUAUUGGUGUCGAGUGGAAAUGGAUUGGACGCGGAGAUGGAGAGAAUGCAUGAGUUUUGGAGUACUGUUUACGAUUCUUCGUACAUCGCGUAUCAUUAGUAGUUUACUUAAUUCUCAAGUUUGAUGUUGCAAUGUCUUAUACACACGAACACUCAAUCAUAAUAAACGUAAUACUAAUCCAUUUUUGAAGCAAAUUA